GGGACGGCCGCUCGUCGGUCUCUUAGCGCUGCUGGCCAGGUGCUCUAGAGUUCCGCGCCUUGCCUGAGUUUGGUGCUUCCGGCUGCACGCCGAGGGGCUGCUCCCUGCUCCUUGCAGCGCCGGCCCGGCUCCAGAGUCUCAGAUAUGGACCUUCUUCAGUUCCUGGCAGCCUUCUCUGUCCUACUGUUGCCUGGCACAGAAGUCACAGGCACCCUGAAGAACACUCUGGACCCAAGCCUCAAGAUUUACAAGAAGAUGUUUGAGGUGAAGCGGCGAGAACAGCUGUUGGCGCUGAAGAACCUGGCACAGCUGAACGACAUCCACCAGCAGUACAAGAUCCUCGAUGUCAUGCUUAAGGGACUGUUUAAGGUGCUGGAGGACUCCCGGACAGUGCUCAUCGCUGCCGAUGUGCUUCCAGAUGGGCCCUUCCCGCAGGAUGAGAAGCUGAAGGAUGCUUUCUCCCACGUGCUGGAGAACACAGCCUUCUUUGGUGACGUCGUGCUGCGCUUCCCAAAGAUUGUACACCACUACUUUGACCAUAAUUCCAACUGGAACCUCCUCAUCCGCUGGGGCAUCAGCUUCUGCAAUCAGACAGGUGUCUUUGACCAGGGCCCCCACUCACCCAUCCUCAACCUGAUGGCCCAGGAGCUGGGGAUCAGUGAGAAAGAUUCUGACUUCCAGAACCCGUUUAAAAUAGACCGGACAGAGUUUAUUCCUAGCAAUGACCCUUUCCAGAAGGCUUUGAGAGAAGAAGAAAAACGCCGGAAGAAGGAAGAGAAGCGGAAAGAAAUCCGGAAAGGCCCAAGGAUUUCAAGAUCCCAGUCUGAGUUGUAGCCCUGGACCAGUUUGGAGCCUAAGGGAUCAGCAAGUAGAAAGCCAGUCAGAAAACACUGCAACUGUGUGGCUGUGGAAUAGCACCAUCAAGCACCUUGAUGAGCACCAGCCACUUCCAGAUGGGAAGUUGACAUUUGCUGGGUCCUCAGAAGACAGGUUUGAGCCCUGGCUAAAAAGACUGAGCUUCCAGGUUCUUAUGGCACACCAAGGAGGUCUUGAGAGGACACAGUUCCACAGACAGGAUCAUGCAGGGGAGCUGUUGAGGGAGGCUGGCUAAAGGAGCUUCUGGCCUGGAUCCCCUUAGUGAAGGCAGGCUUCAGGCCAACUGCUGCCCUUCAUAAGGAAGCAGCAGAUCCAGGCUCUGAGUUACAAGUGAAGGUGCUAUGUUUGCUGCCAGCCUCACUGUGUUCCUGGGCUGCCUGUCACUGGUCCAGCUCUCUGCAGAGCAAUACUAAAAGCUAGCAAAUCCACUGGCCUCCCCAGGGCUGGUGAGACUAUAAGGGCAGCUGGAACUUCUGGAGAUGUCAGGACCAGCCUGGAGUAUGUCUCUGCCUCAUCAAGAGGGAGUCACUGGCCUCUGCAAUGCAGAGAAACAAGAGCUAGGUUUAGGUCUCUCUCUCACUACUGCCCUUCAUGAUGGGCCAGUUUGGAGAGGGGACUCAGAAGUGUUCUGGAAGGGUGUUUAUUUCAAGGAGACCUUAAAAGAACAUGAUCUCUAUUCUCAGAUAACUGGGGACAGUCAUUGAGCUGGUUCAGGGGACAAUCAACUUGUUCUCUCUGCUGCUAAAAGAUACUGCCUGUGUGUGGGGAGAGGCUAUAGGGGAUAGAUUGCAGGAGGCUGUGCUUUGUGGUGGGGCUACUGUACCUGGGUUGAUCAGACAGUGGGCUUCCUAGCUCAGGAUCAAGUAGGAUCCUGGACAGAGCAGGAAGCUAUGGAAGGAGUUAGGCCCUCAGAAGGCAGCCUGGUUUCUAUGAGUUUCAAGGCAGGUGGCUGCCUUGGCUCUAUUGAAAUGACAGCUCCACCUUUUUGAUCUUGCCAAUCCAAAAUGCAUCACUUAAAUAACCCCAGCCCUACCUCUACCUUCAAGCGCAGGUGUUGCUAACAGUGUUCAAUUGAGUCCUGAGUCUUAGCCUGACUGACCUGACCUGCUCUUUUCUCUUUCCUGUUUUGUGCCUUCAUUGGUAAAAUAAAUUUGAUGGUGUCUAAAUCCUCUGACAAGCUCUGAACUAUGUCUUUGGCUUUUCUCCUGGCCAGGCUAGCAAAGGGAAGCCAGGUAUUAGGGAGACUUCAUGGAAGGUCCUAGAAUAGCCUGCUUCCUAACAAUCAUCCAGGAAAAGUAAGGGGUUUAGAAGUAGUGGGGAGGAGGGCUGGAGAAAUUUUCCUAUCAAAAAUGCUUUGUCUCUGUUGGGCAGAAGAGAUACACUGCUGACCCAUGAAACCUAGGCUGCGUUCCCAGAACUGUCCCUUCCCAGCUGUGUGACCCAGCUGGUUCCCAUGAGGUUUAUAUGAGAUGAAACACUAGCGUUUGUGACUUGGCCCAUGAAAAGGACGGGAUCUACCCUGUCGUCUAUUGAACCUGUCUUAGUGCUUAUGGGACUAAGGGCUAGAGCCAGCCCCCCGGCCUCUCCCUGUUUCCUUUAUCUUUGAGAGGUAGUUACUGGUUUUGCAAGGACAAUGCUUCUUCCCUUAAUUGAAGAAUUUCUAGAGAAAUUCUUUAGAGACCAACUUGGCUAUGGACAUACCUUUUUUUUUCCCCCUGUUUUUUUUUGAGACGGUAUUUUACUGUAUAGCCUUGGUUGUCCUGGAACUAUGUAGCCUGUAGACCAGGCUGUCCUCGAACUCAAGAGAUCUGCCUGCCUGCCUUUGCCUCCGGAGUUCUGAGAUUAAAGGAGUAUGGUAGCAUGCCCACUCUGCCUUUCUUAGAAGAGGUGCGGAGGCUAAAAGGAUGCAGAGGCAGUGUAGCUGUGGCUAUAGCUUUGGCUAUGGGGUAAUUGCUUUAUGCUCGGCUGUCAGCGGGAUUUUGUCUACCUCUAUUUCCUGAGACAGCAUCACAUCUGGCCAUCAUCAGGAAUUUUGAUGUUUUGAUUGUGAGCUUAAUUAACCUUUAACAACUGAGCCUUGGAAUUUUUAUAAUUUGAGGCAGAACCAGAGAACUGUAAUAACAGUGGUAAGAGGCUAGAGAGAAGGCUCUGUAGUUAAGAGCAUGUUCUUGCAGAGGACCUGGGUUCUGAUCUGUUCCCAGCACCCAUACGGUAGCUCACAACCAUCCCUAAUUCCAGUUUCAGGGGAUCUGAUGCCCUUUUCUGACCUUGGGCACUGGGCACAUGUAUGAUACACAUCUACAUACACAUGAAGAGAAACCAUUCAUACAAAUAAAGUAUAUAUUUUUUGGUUCUAUGCCUAGCCUUUAACAGCUGAGCCAUCUCUCCAGUCUAAGAAUACAUUUUUUAAUUUAAAAAAGUGUUGAAGCAGCCUCAUGUGAUGGGGAAAGCCAAUUUGGGACUAACCUGGGCUGUUCCUCUGUAACUAAUGUCAUCAGGAUCAGGCCCUUGAGUUCUCCAUCCCAGAAUGCUCAGGUGUCUGAGAGAAUAAGUACUUAUGAAAAGGCCCUGCAGGUAGACGAUGCCUAGAAUUUAACUGACUUUGGUAGCAACUUCCCAUCUCUGGUGAUUUUUUUUUUUUAAAUCUCAUUGAUUUGUUUAGUGCCCAUUGUGUUCAGGGUCUGAGAGAAAGGCCCAGGCCUCCCUUUCCCUUUCUUUAUGUCCAGUCCAUCUGGUACAUUUUUUAUGGGUUUUCCCCUUUCUGAUCUUAGUGCCUAACUUGAUGGAUUCCAUUCUCCUUUCCUCAAAAGUGCCAGAGGAUUUCCAUCUGCAUCCUUCAAAGAAAUGAGCAGCUCUCCUGCUUGCCUCUUCUGUCCUUAAGUUUUCUGCCAGUGUUCAUUGCUGUGGUCACUUGUUCUGGAAACUCCACCUUUGAGCCUUAUUCAGGCACAGAAUAGCCCAGCACUCGGGAUGCAGGCUGAUCUCUAUGAGUUUGAAGCUGGCCUGGUCUACAUAGCAAGCUCCCGGCCAGCCACAGCUAUUCUUUGAAAAAAGGUGGUGGGUGGGCAGCUUGCUUUAGAAGACAAAAACAUAGAACACCUGACGGAAGGCGCUUGCUUCUUUAGCUCACCCAGCAGCAGGGAUUCAAUUGUGUGACAGCUGUAUGUUUGGUGUAGUGGCAGUGACCUAGGUAACUAGUGUGUGUGUUUCCUAGCGGCCUGGCCAGUGGCCGUUGCUAAGGGUGCUCAUGAUGGCAUCUUCGUUAGUGUAGUCUAGGAUGCUCCAGUCUUCUAAGCUUCCACGUCCAGUCUGCGGCACUCUGGAGAAUCUGGGAGCCCCUUAGUUAUCCCUUAAAGGCAGGGCAUCUCAACAAUGGCACUGAUGACAUUUUGGAUCACUUAGCUGUUGUGUGAGAAGGCCUAUCCUGAGUAGUGUAGGAUAGUUAAUAAGUAUCCCUGGUCCCCACCUAUUAGAUGCCAGCAGCAGUCCUCCAGUUAGGACAACUAAAAAUGUCUCCAACCAUUGCAGUCCUUGCCACCUCCGGUCCAUUUUCUUCUGCCUUCCUAGUCAUUGUCCAGGGAGAAGUCGGGCUUCUGGGGAUGAUCCCUCUGGGUUAUCCUUGUUUUGCGCUCUGUCCCUCUCUUUUAAACUUUUUCCUCACUUCUUUAAAUGAAUAGGUAUUUUUGACCUAGCUUCCCUUUUCUGGGCGUUUCUUCCUGGACAAUCAAGACCCUCUAGACUUAAGCAUUGAUAGCAUCUGCCCUGCUACGAAUGGACAGCCAUCAUUACGUAUGUUUCAGCUCAUUCCAGCUAAACUCUUGAUUCAUUUAGUGGAGAGCCUCGCAGAGGCAGUAAUAUCUGAAAGAUGGAGGAAGCCUGAAAGCAAAGAUCUCGGGGGAAAUCAAUGAGAAAUAGUUCUACAGUGUACAGCCGAUAACCCAAUCCAUGGUAGAUAGCUAGAUGUAACAGUCACGUAACACAGUCUCUUCAAAUAACAACCCAGUUCCUGAGGAAUAGCUUGUACAGUAUGACAAGCUGUCUUCCUGGUGGGAGCCAGGUGCCAGCUGAAGAGACAUUCAGUUAUGUGGACAAGUCUGGAGGGAGAUGUCUCUUUUGCUGAGAUGUGGGAACAGUGUGGUGGCCAUCCUGUUACCAUUUCUACUGAGCCUUCGUUUGUCCUUUCCCAGGCCAGUUGCUAAGCACACACAUGAAGGUCAGAGAACUUAAUGAGAAUCGGGUCUCUACCUAUGUGAGUCCCAGGGAUUGAACUCAUGUCAUCAGGCUUAGCAGCAAGGACCUCUACCCACGAACCAUCUUGCAGGCCCCAGGCCAGUCUUAAUAUCCAGCCCCUUGCCAGUCUCAUCUUACCUUUACUUUUCCUUGACUAGUUGUACCAUGGUCUGUCAUUUUUAUGUUUAAUGAUUUGAUUUUGUUUCAUUUUUGAGGCAAUGUUUUACAGGGGGAAAAAAAAAACAGGCCACAGAAUCUCACCAAGCCCAGGCCACUCUGGAAAGCUCUGCCAACCCCAGCAAGAAACCCUAUAUAACUCCUACCUCCUGCUCAGUUCUUUGCUGUUUCUUGCCCUAUAACACAGAGAGCUGCUUUCUUGUGCCUCUUCCUAUAAAUCUCUCCUGUGAGGUUUGUUGUGUAGUGUGAUUUUGUGGUAUUCCUAGGUUCAACUGCUGGGAUCUUUCCCUUUCAGAGAGGGCUGCAACACCUUCACUGGAGAAACCUUCCCCCUCAGAGCACUUAAAACCCAGAAGUUAAGAGCUGUUUGCUUGCCACAGAAAUCAAAUAAAUGUGACAAUUACAA
Grammomys surdaster is the source of this 5689-nucleotide messenger RNA. RefSeq names its product coiled-coil domain containing 134 (gene Ccdc134). The record is from RefSeq and is a predicted model, not a curated record. Bases 145 to 834 code for a protein of 229 amino acids. Lineage: Eukaryota; Metazoa; Chordata; Mammalia; Rodentia; Muridae. The transcript has 7 exons.